This is a messenger RNA of Aspergillus aculeatus ATCC 16872, 440 nucleotides long. RefSeq lists its product as uncharacterized. The transcript has a single exon. Lineage: Eukaryota; Fungi; Ascomycota; Eurotiomycetes; Eurotiales; Aspergillaceae. The record is from RefSeq and is a predicted model, not a curated record. The annotation marks the transcript as partial.
CUCCCAGGUAUGGUGAUUGUAUUGUCGUGUCACCUAGUUCGCGUGAUUGUUGAUUGAAGAGUCCUGUACAACACAGCUCCUAUACGCAUUCGAGCCUCUCUACAUCACCACGGUCGGCAUCAUCAAAUUCUCCGUUCUUCUGAUGUAUCAUCGUAUCUUUCCAGUCCGCCUUAUCCGCGUCAGGGGCAUCAUCCUCGCUACCAUCACUGUCGCCUGGGUCAUAUCCGUCGACCUUGUCGCCAUCUUUCAGUGCUUGCCCCUGGAGAAAGCGUACAAUACAACCCUGCCUGGUCACUGCAUAGACCUCAAAGCCGCGCUGAUUGGCAACGGGGUUCCGAACUUCGUCACGGACAUCUGCAUCCUUGCCCUACCAGGUCAGCUCAUUUGGAAAAUCCAAGCAGGUUUCAGCCAGAGGAUCUCAAUCUUGCUUGUCUUCCUGA